Molecule: messenger RNA, 631 nt
Organism: Cucumis sativus (cucumber)
Lineage: Eukaryota; Viridiplantae; Streptophyta; Magnoliopsida; Cucurbitales; Cucurbitaceae
Exons: 1
Coding region: 43-399 (118 amino acids)
Source: RefSeq, a predicted model, not a curated record
UCCACUUCAUUUUCAUUUUCACAGUCCAAAGAACAAAAGGAGAUGGAGUCGCCAAUGGCGCUUCGCCUCGAGGAGACAUUAAACAAACUCAAAGCAUUUCUUCGUCUCUGCCUCCUUCUCCGACGACGCUCCAUCUACCGGACACGAAAUGUCUUGGAAGAUGAUCAAACCGCGAGAAACCUUGAACGUGAUUCGAGUUCUAGGUAUGAGAGCUGUGAAGAAUUUGAAGACGAUGUGGAUCACCGAGCGGAGAUCUUCAUCGAGAAUUUUCGUCGUCAAUUGAGGUUAGAAAGACAAAUUUCUUUGCAAUUGAGGUUGUAUGGAGUUAAUAAUAAUAGCUUUGAAACAGAUUAUGAAGAAAUAUUGCCGCCACCACCACCUCCACCGCCGAUUGUAUGAAUGAAUUUCUUGUUGAAAUUGAACCAAAGUGCUGUUUUGUGUGUUGUUGAGAAUUUGGAAAGAGAUUUCUUAAUUUGUGUUUGAUUUUGUCUUCUCAUGAAAGUUAAUUAUGAGUUAGUUGUUUAUUGAUGCCACUUCAAUUUUAUCAGAUUUGUAAUUGUUGAUUUGAGUAAAAUAUUGUUUGUGUUCAUAUGAAUUUGAAUUAGAGUAAAUUUAUUGUUGAUGGAUUGAA